CCUCUCUGGGGAGGAGGCUUGCACGGUCCUGGUAUUCCUGGCCACGGUGGGGCCGUGGCUGGGUGCAAGCAGUGCAGGGGCCCUAGGAGGCCCCAGUGCUCGGAAGCUUGCGGUGGGGGAGAGAAGUCUGGGGACAGGGUCCCUGGGACUGAACCUCUUGGCACCCUGACAGGUGGUCAGGCCUGUUGGGCCCCAACUGUGAAAAGUGCUGUACAAGCUUCGUCAUUUUAUCCACUAUCAGCCACCCCUGUGGAGGGAGGUCUAUCAUGGGUACUUCACAGAGCAGGAAUCCAAAGCUGGGAGACCCCAGAGACUUGCCGGAGGCCCCACCCUGGCAGGUGUCGCGGCUUACACUGGGACCCCAGAAGUCUUGAGUGCCGAGGUUCAAGAAGGGUUUGACCCUGGGCAGUCCUGUGAACCUCUCUAAGCUGCCUUAAGCCAAUAGCCCCACCCCCAUCUUGCAAUUUACUCCCCCAGGGAAAGGCCAGGUGGUUUGUGACAUCAGAAAACCUGGCAGCCACAUUACAGCCAUGCUCUACCCCGCCCCGCCCCAUGACCCUGACUUCCAAAGGUACCCACAGCCCACUGGGGAACAGGUCCUUCUGGCCACUCUCCAGCUAGAGCAUCUUGAGUGCCGGUGAGGGCAGGGGCCGGGGAGGGAGGCUUCUGGCCACUUUGAGGGAUGAUCAGCCAGCUCAAGGGAUCCGUCACAUGCCAACACCAGCUCAGGCCACAGGUACCUUAUAUCCAGUCCUGCUAACUGAGAUGAAGGGAGGGUGGCCCUCAUCCCCUGUUUUCUGCUACAGAGUAGAAGCCCAGACAGCGCAGGUCUCCCAGGGACCCCACGUAAAUGUCCAUUUCCACGAAGACUUCCCUGGCCCCUUAACCCAUAGCGGCCUCUCCCUGCUGUCAAGUCAUGGCUCCCCUAAAGCUUUCUUCCCUUCUGGGACUCACUAUGGCCUUCAACACCUCCUUUGCCUUGAGAUAAUUGUUAUGCUAUUCAGCUUCUAUGUAAGUAAGAUGUUAACUUUUGGGGAUGUCUGUCUCAUCUCCCAACCCCCAUCACCCCCACUGCCUGGAACAGAGCAGCCCCACUGGCCAGGGUGCUCUCUGGAGUCACGAUCCCAUCCUAGUGGCAAGGACAUGGGUGCUGUAUGAACUUGUGCUGAGCUGCACAUUUUUCUCCUUCCAUGUGAAAAGGACAGAGGCCACAGCCUUAACCUUGUCACGAAACAGCCAAAUCCCUAGAGAUGAUGCUGCCUGAGUGACCACUGACACCGGGAGGUGGACUGUACAGACAGAGACCCAGGGGUCGGGGGACAGGAGCUUUUCAGAGUCUGGAUCCCCAGCCAGAUCUGGCCAAGUCCAAAGCCCACUCAGUUCCUUCCUCCAGGGAUGCUGCCCUUGCUAGCUGGGGCCAGCCCCUCUGAACAGGGUGGAACUGACCCCCUAGUAAGCCCUGUCUCUAGUGAGUUCCACUGGAAGAGGUGCUCAGGUGCCCACAGGGUGAGAGCUCUUGCAAAAUAAAAGCCCCCUCCCCCUUAAUCUCAGCCCCAUAGACACCUCCCCUUUCACAUCACCCCCCAUGGAGUACUUUGUCCUGGGGUAGUUGAAGGCCGAUUUUGUGGGAGGAGGGCUAAGGCAGUGUUCUUGGGCCUGUUCGCCAGGCUCUGAGCUAAAUAAAGAGUGCUCCCCGCAGGCCAGCCCUGACAGAUAGAGGGUCUCCACGGGCUGGGCUCUUGUACAUGCCCUGUCCCAGCUCCUGUUGGGCCCUUCAAGGCUCUGGCUGCUUCCCCAGCUCUCAGGCCCCUUUGGCCCUCCUGCCUCCCAACUCAGCCUUCUUCCUGCUCAGCACUUUCUGGAGCUCUGUGGGUGUUGGGCACAGACCCAUGGCUGCCUCAGCAUCUGUGGAAGGCCCAGGGUGCAUUCCCACUUGCAUGAAGCGCUGGCAUCUGCAGAACGGAGGAAGGGGACAUCUGGUGGUAACAUGCCCGACACCAUGGGGACACUCACAGUGCUGCCCACCGACCUUUUCCCCUCCCCCAGACCUCAGUCUCCCUAGAACCCUCAAUAAAGUCACCACUGAAUGGGAAAGAGGAGGGACUGGAUGUGCAGCCCCAGCACCAGUGGAAGAUGGUGAACUCCCCAGUAUGGCAACUCGGGGACGCAAAGUAUGGUCAGUGGAAGGACAAGGUCCCUCAAUUCUGGGCAUGUUGGCCCAGAGAGGCCAUGGAGAACCAGUCAUACAACAAAUCAGAGGCCAAAACUACAUGUCCCGGCCCAGCUGGGUUUUCAUAGGCGCCCCAAACAAGCUGAGAGUCCAAGUUCUGAGGAAAGAGCUGGAUGCCACUUCUCCUCACUGAGCAUCACCAGAAGCCACCAAACAUAUCCUCCUCAAGGCCCUGCACAAUGAGCCCACGAGCCGCCUUCUGUCACCAUGCCAUUCUGUAGCCGAGACACUGAAGCUCAGGGAAGACGGUGGUGUGGGUUGCACCCAGCAGCCUGGCUUUAAGACCCUGAGGCUGGUGAUUCAAGGGAGCAGGCGCUCUCCCUGGUGCCCCUGUAGUUGUCAGGGCCUCACUUUCAUGGCCAUCGGAGAUGGUCUCCAGGCUCCCUCUCCCUCAUUGGCCAACCUCCAUCUCAAGGCCAAAGCCAGUCCUUCAAGGGCUCUUGGCCUCCAAGGGUGUGGUCAUCAUGGGACUAGAAAGGCAUUUCCCAGGAAGGAAAAGCCCUUGCUCUGCAGAUGGAAAUGUGAAUGCUGUAAUUCUGUUGCCCGGGGAAACAGGGUUCUCUCCUUAACUGUUUGGGACCAGACUGGAAGCCCAUGGUAAGGUUUGGAAUGCCCACCCAGGAAACAGUGGGCAGGGCUGGAAGGCCAGGCAGAUGGCUGGAGGCAGGGCAUCGGGAGGCCAGGAGGUGGAUCCCGCUUGCAGGGCCCACCUGAGGUCACUGAUGCACCCCACCUCUGUGGGGAGCAGGAAUGGGAUCUCAGAGAGGGCUGGACCACGGUCCCCCCUACAGAUGGGGAACUCAGACCCAGCAAAGUCAUCCAGAGAGAGCCCCCACAUUAGAACCUAGGUCAUUCUCCAUUAAGAUGCAGUGGCAUGGUAUGGGAAAUAUCUGGGAGGCGUAAGACCCCGCUGCUUUGGGUGGCCGCAUGUCUGGAGGCAAAGGCCUUUCCGGCCAGCGGUUCAGAACCACAUUGCUUCUAGGGUGUGUUAGGCUUGGGACUUCUCGGCUGGCCCUUCCACCAUCCGCACAUGUCUUCCUUCCCCAGUAUUGACUGGACACUUGCGCUCGGCUGGGCGCUCAAAGGACGCUGGGGACACAGCCAGGGCCAGGACAGACGGCAGGCGUGGUCCCCAUGGCACUUACGUCACAUGGGUCAGAGAGACGUCAGGAUAAAUCGAGGAAUGAUGAAUGGAGGGUCCGGGAGGAGGCAGCACAGGCCACCGUUGCUACCCAAGAAGCUAGGACAUCCUCCUCUGUAGCUGCGUGGUCUACAUGGGACCCCCUGGAAGAGGAAUGCCAGGAAGUCUGCAAGGAACCCUGGACUCAGGGCUCCUGGGGUCUGGCUUCACACCAACAGCUUGUUGGUGGCAGAGCCCAGGUCAUCCCCCAUCUGUCAGACUCUGGAGCCCGCAGCUGGCACCCUGUGGCCAGAGAGCACUCACCCCAUCUCAGGGCAUCGCCUUCAACUCCCUGCUGGCCAUUGACAUCUGCAUGUCCAAGCGGCUGGGGGUGUGUGCCGGCCGCGCCGCGUCCUGGGCCAGCGCCCGCUCCAUGGUCAAGCUCAUUGGCAUCACGGGCCACGGCAUCCCCUGGAUCGGGGGUACCAUCCUCUGCCUGGUGAAGAGCAGCACGCUGGCCGGCCAGGAGGUGCUCAUGAAUCUGCUCCUGGCUCUGCUCCUGGACAUCAUGACGGUGGCCGGCGUCCAGAAGCUCAUCAAGAGACGUGGCCCGUUCGAGUCGAGCCCCAGCCUCCUGGACCACCUCACCAUGGACGUCUACGCCUUCCCCGCCGGGCACGCCAGCCGCGCGGCCAUGGUGUCCAAGUUCUUCCUCAGCCACCUGGUGCUGGCGGUGCCCCUGCGCGUCCUGCUGGUGCUCUGGGCCUUCUGCGUGGGCUUGUCUCGCGUGAUGAUCGGCCGCCACCACAUCACCGACGUCGUCUCGGGCUUCAUCAUCGGCUACUUCCAGUUCCGCCUGGUGGAGCUGGUCUGGAUGUCCUCCAACACCUGCCAGAUGCUCAUCUCCGCCUGGUGAGCCCCCACCUGCGGCUCCAGGACCCGGGAUGGCCUAGCAGAGGAGGCGGGAGCAGCAGGGUGCCGGCGGCGAACCCGCAGCCUCACCGCCCCCAUCUCGGUUGGAGGCUGGCGACCUUGGCCGGGCCGCCCGGGGGGCCGGUGUAGCCAGUGUGGCCAGUAGUGCCGAGCAUCCCUGCUCCUCCGUGGAGGCUGUGAGUGUCCUCUCAAGGUGGCCGGGGGCUCGUGGGACAGCCGUGCUUUGCUUCUGCCCUGGAGAAGAGAGGCGAGAACCAAGGUGGCAGGAGCGGGGCCGAGUCUUGUCCUGUCCCUUCGUCGUCGUGACUGCUGAGUGCUUGGCCGUGCCCCCCCGUGCUGCAGCGCCAUGCCUGGCGAGACACCCCAGCCACCGCCCACCACAGGUGCCACUGCCAUUAACGGCCAUCGAUAGCUUAGGGCAGCACUUUCCGAAGGGCGCCCUGCCGGACGCCGGCCUGCAAGAUGCUUUGGAAAGAAAAAAGGUUUUGUGGUCAAAUAAAUUUGGGGAAUGCUGCAUACUCUGCCCCCAUGCUGGCCAUUCAUGAGGGCCAUUGUUUUCAUAAAGGCUCUGACAAGUCCUGUAGAAACGCUUCCUGUCAGACCCGGUUUAACUCCGCAUUUCCUCAACUUAUUUGACCACAGACCCCUUUUCUUGAGGAAGAGCUACGAACCCCCAAAGAUCCGCGGUCUCCUCAAGCACAUUUUGGGAGAUGCUGCCCGGAUCCGGAGGGCCUGAGACGCAAGUGGGCCUCUCCCAGCGUCAGGGGAGGCCCAGUGUCACGUGCCACCUGCGGAGAGCCACCUGCCACGGGCAUCAGUGCCGCUUUGGCCCCCAGGGGCCGGACUCCAUGUGACCUGAUAGGUCGUUUCCAAGCAGCCAUUAUGGAUGUGCGUUUCAUGCGACAAUACAGAUGACAUGCGUUGGACUCUC
Molecule: messenger RNA, 5214 nt
Organism: Ailuropoda melanoleuca (giant panda)
Lineage: Eukaryota; Metazoa; Chordata; Mammalia; Carnivora; Ursidae
Gene: PLPP7
Product: phospholipid phosphatase 7 (inactive)
Exons: 5
Coding region: 3505-4266 (253 amino acids)
Cellular component (GO): nuclear envelope
Molecular function (GO): sphingosine-1-phosphate phosphatase activity
Source: RefSeq, a predicted model, not a curated record